Messenger RNA from Vigna unguiculata (cowpea), 891 nucleotides. It is a transcript of the gene ADF6, whose product is annotated as actin depolymerizing factor 6. The record is from RefSeq and is a predicted model, not a curated record. Gene Ontology annotation, molecular function: actin binding. Gene Ontology annotation, biological process: actin filament depolymerization. Gene Ontology annotation, cellular component: actin cytoskeleton. Lineage: Eukaryota; Viridiplantae; Streptophyta; Magnoliopsida; Fabales; Fabaceae.
UUCCACUUUGCGUUGCUACAACGCACCGCCCCAAUCAUCAUAACCUCUUUUAUUCACUCAACAAUCUUUUCUCUAACUCUUUAUAAUAAUUUCUCUUCACUCCUACCCUUCCAUACUUCACUUUCUCCUUCUUCAACUCCAACUUCACUCGUCAUCAUGUCUUUCAGAGGCCUCAGCAGGCCAAAUGCUUCAUCGGGCAUGGGUGUUGCUGAUCACAGCAAAAACACCUUCAUGGAACUGAAGCAGAAGAAGGUCCAUCGUUAUGUGAUCUUUAAGGUUGAUGAGAAGAAAAGGGAGGUUGUGGUUGAGAAGACCGGUGGCCCCGCUGAGAGCUAUGAUGAUUUCGCUGCAUCUUUGCCUGAGAAUGAUUGCAGAUAUGCUGUCUUUGACUUUGAUUUCGUCACUUCUGAGAAUUGUCAAAAGAGCAAAAUCUUCUUCAUUGCAUGGUCUCCUUCAACUUCUCGGAUCCGUGCCAAGAUGCUCUACGCCACAACUAAAGACAGGUUUAGACGUGAGCUAGAUGGUGUUCAUUAUGAAAUCCAGGCUACUGACCCCACUGAAAUGGAUCUUGAAGUGCUGAGAGACCGUGCACAUUGAAAUGUUUAUGUACUCAUUCAUUUUCUUUUCAGAUUCUACUAGGUUUUUACUUUCAAUGAAUUGCAGAGCCCAUCUUGCCACAGAAAUAUGCCUCCAAUAAUAUGAAUCUGAAGGGGGAUGGGUUUAAAGCUCUGAGCUGUCAUUACUGUAAAUCCCCCAAUUUACUGGUCCUGUAUUAUAGAGCGUGACUUUAUGAUAAUGUGGUGGAUAUACAAGUCUUUGCUUGUAGCUCUAGCAAAGAAUCUCUAGAAAGUUUCAAAACUUGCAUUAUCAAUAUUUUCUUCUUAAAAUUAA